CAAAAAAGCAAAACAAAACAAAAAAGCCUAAUCCACCCUUGCCCCUCACGUGGCUCUGCGUGCAGUAAGUAGCCCGGAGCCUCAGGUGCUGCAGAGACACCCUCGCCUUCCGGAAGGAACAAGGAGAGGCCCUCGAGGUUCCCGCCCUGACGCAGCUCACAGCUUCUGCAAAGCCCCUUCCGCACCCGUGACUCAGUUUCUCCAUUCGCUCAGGGAGGAAAACAGCAUGAGGCACCUGCGCGGAACGCGGAGGGACACCCCCAAGUCCGCGGAGGGACACCCCGAACUCCGCGGAGGGACACCCCAAGUCCGCGGAGGGACACCCCAAGUCCGCGGAGGGACACCCCAAGUCCCCGCGGUGCCAGAGCGGGACCAAAAAAGAUGCAAGAACCCGAGCCCCUCCCCGGCAUAGCGCCGGCCGCGCCACGUCGGGACGGGGGCAGUAAGAAAGGGGGAAAUCGGCGGGUGGGGGACGCUGCCGCGCCCGGGGGCCCUCCGGCCCCAGCUGCCCUUUGGCCGGCCCCAGCAGCGAGGGAGCCCAAGUGCAGCUGCCCGGCCACUACCCGCCCCGCGCCGCCGAGGGACCCCCGGCGCCCGGAGGGCCUCGCAGCUGGGCGCCCCUUAGCCGCCGUCUGAAGGAGGCUCGCCGCCUGGUACCGUUCGCCCGCACCGGGCACCCGCUGCCUGAUGCAAUCCUCCCGGCCCUUUGCUGCAUGCCCGGGUUCGGGGAAACCUCCCCCGUCGUUGCAUCAUCUCUGCCAAGUUCUGAUGGAUGACGAGUCCGGCCAAUCAGCGAACAGCCAUAGACCGUGACCGACUGCCAACUUAGCCAAUAAAAAUGCGGCGCGGCAAAGCUGCCCAAGGGCCCCCGACGAUGAUUGGUCGUUGCUGGCUUUUCCCCGGCCCAGAAGGACAGGCCUCCUGGGUUACGUGGGCGGGGCCGGCAGAGCGUAGGGUUUAAAGGGCCGCGGCCGGAGGAGGGACAGCUCAGCUGUAGCAGAUGUCGCCCCGAGUCUCCAUCCCCACCGCGAUCCCGAUCCCGGCCCCGGGUCCCGUCCUGCUCCCUGGUCCGCACUCCUAGGUCCCGGUCCCAGGCGCGGCCCCCCCUCCCCCCCCCAUCGCGUCCCGGGCAUCAUGAAGGAGGAGCCUCCGGCGCAGAGGACCCCGCCCGCCGCGCCCACCCUGUCCUUGUCCCUGCGGCCCCCCGGGGAGGACGGCGGCCCCCCCGCGCUCUGGAUUUUCGGCUACGGCUCCUUGGUAUGGAGACCGGACUUCGAGCACAGCGACAGCCGCGUGGGUUUCGUGCGCGGGUACAGCCGCCGUUUCUGGCAAGGGGACACCUUCCAUCGGGGCAGCGACAAGAUGCCUGGCCGGGUAGUGACCCUUUUGGAGGACCAUGAGGGCUGCACAUGGGGUGUGGCAUAUGAGGUGCGUGGGGAGCAGAUUGGCGAAGCACUGAAGUAUCUGGACGUGCGGGAAGCUGUGUUAGGGGGCUAUGACACCAAGGUGGUGACCUUCUACCCCCAGGACGCCCCAGAGCAGCCCCUACGAGCCCUGGCCUAUGUGGCUACCCCACAGAACCCUGGUUACCUGGGGCCAGCUCCAGAGGAAGAUAUUGCCACUCAGAUCCUGGCCUGUAGUGGCCGUUCUGGCCACAACCUGGAGUACUUGCUCCGUCUGGCAGACUUCAUUCGGCUGUGUGGACCCCAGGCCCAGGAUGAGCACUUGGCAGCUAUUGUGGAUGCUGUGGGUGCCCUCCUGCCCUGCUUCUGCCCUUCUGGCCAGACGCUGGCCAUGGCCUAAGCUUGAGGGACCCAGAGCCCCUCUAACCACCAGGACGGGGUACAGACUGAACCUGACCACGGGGAAUAACUAAUGUUCUUUCUCUCCCUUCACCCUCCCUCUACCGUGUACUGACUUUUGGGGAGGUUGUUACCUGAGGAGGACUUUGAUGUAGGUGCUGUUGGUAGUCUCCCUUUUCAGGUCUCCUUGUACUGAAGGAACUCCUCUUCUUAUCUUCUCUUAAUGCACCUCCUCCUAGACAAUCUCCCCUUUCCCCCCUUAUUCCUCAUCCCAUUCACUGGUACGUGACUUGAAAAUAUAUUUAUUGCACCUUGAUGGUGUGGUGGGUAUGGGCAACAAACUCAUCUAAGAAGCCCUGCUGAGGGCCUCUGGAGCAGAGGGCCUUGGAACUGCUCAGGAGCCCUUUUGGCCAAACCUCUCUCCUCUCCCCCACUCCUUGCUGCUGCUAUCACCAGGUUACCUAGCCUGGGCCCCCUUUUUGGGGGGGAGGAAAAACCAGGGAUUUUGAAGCCCCUUCUCAUGUUGCCUAAUCACCCUUGUCCAAACUGAGCCCGAGACCUUGUCUGCCAUAGUUGGACACUAAAUACAGGUGAGGUGACCCGGAGGUGAGCCAAGGAGAGAGGGGCUCCUGGGUUCACCUGCCUCACUGAGCCUGGGAGCUGUGACUGCCAUACAGGAAGAUAUGCUAUCCAUGUUCUUAGAGCCAAGACUGCUGUGGACCAGCCGCUGGCAUCUGUCUGUCAGCGCGGCCUAUCUCUGUCUGUCUGUACUUGUCCAUCAGGCUCUUUCUUGUAAGGGAGAGGGGCCCUACUUGUCUGUUUGUUGGUGUGUCUAUUUCUGGGAACUUCACUGUUGCUGACUGGUGUCUUUUCUUGUCUGUCCACUACAUAUAAAUUAGCCCGUUAUUCA
Sarcophilus harrisii (Tasmanian devil) is the source of this 2712-nucleotide messenger RNA. It is a transcript of the gene CHAC1, whose product is annotated as ChaC glutathione specific gamma-glutamylcyclotransferase 1. The record is from RefSeq and is a predicted model, not a curated record. The coding region runs from base 1135 to 1803 and encodes 222 amino acids. Gene Ontology annotation, cellular component: cytoplasm. Lineage: Eukaryota; Metazoa; Chordata; Mammalia; Dasyuromorphia; Dasyuridae. The transcript is spliced from 3 exons. Gene Ontology annotation, biological process: glutathione catabolic process. Gene Ontology annotation, molecular function: glutathione specific gamma-glutamylcyclotransferase activity; gamma-glutamylcyclotransferase activity.